CCCCUUCCUUGUAUUCACUUCCAAGUCUCUGUUACACCGUCAGAAGUCAGACGUAGUAGCCAAUUCAAUGGAUCCUCACCGCCACCACCACCACCACGGACCGCCACCGCCGCCGCCGGUAGUCCAUCACCACGAGCCCCCGAAGCCGGCGGUAGUAGUUCAUGUCCACCACGGGUCCCCUUCCACCCCUAAGCCUACUUAUAAGCUUUACUGCCGGGCGGAACCUAACCACGUCCUCUCCGUCCGUGACGGCAAGGUCAUUCUCGCCCGAGCCAAUCCCUCCGAUCCUCAUCAGCACUGGUACAAGGAAGAGAAGUUCAGCACCAAAGUUAAGGAUGAAGAAGGGUUACCCAGCUUUGUUCUCGUGAAUAAAGCUACAGGACAAGCUAUCAAGCACUCUAUUGGUGCCACUCACCCGGUGCGACUCAUCCCACACAAUCCUGAUCAUCUUGAUGAAUCGAUCAUGUGGAGCGAGAGCCAUAACACUGGGGACAAUUACAAGGCAAUCAGGAUGGUCAACAACAUUCGCCUCAAUAUGGAUGCAUUCCAUGGUGACAAACACCAUGGCGGCGUCCACGAUGGGACUACAGUCGUUCUCUGGGAAUGGACAAAAGGAGACAACCAACGCUGGAAGAUUGUUCCCUACUGAUUAUCCAGUGCCAGUGGUGUCUGUCUUAUUUGCAGCUAAAUAAGGGGGGAGGCUAUGCAUAUGCCUGUUGCCUAUGCCUAUCUGUGUUGUUUGUGUACUGUGUAUUGUGUGUUGUGUAAUGUUUGUAUUGCUGCUAAUGCUUGUAUAACCUUCAUGGACUCCCAUGGUCUCUAUGUAUCUGUAGGAGGCCAUCUUAUAUAACUGAGUACUGAAAUUGCUGAUCUAAAGCCUAAAGGUGUAUGCCAGCAUUUGUUUUAUGCCAAAUGCCGAGACUGCAUAAUAAUAAAGUUUUUGUGUCCA
This is a messenger RNA of Ipomoea triloba (trilobed morning glory), 949 nucleotides long. Its product is annotated as ricin B-like lectin R40G3. The coding region runs from base 68 to 649 and encodes 193 amino acids. The record is from RefSeq and is a predicted model, not a curated record. NCBI's taxonomy places the organism in Eukaryota, Viridiplantae, Streptophyta, Magnoliopsida, Solanales, Convolvulaceae. The transcript is spliced from 4 exons.